GCAUGGAUUCGAGCUGUUCGAAGAGAUGUUGGUCGCCACUUCAGGAUAUUUUGGCACACGAGGGUUUGCUCGAGACACUUCAAGGAUUCAGAUUUUCAGAGCACACUUGCUGGCAGAAGAACACUUCAUCCUACCGCUGUUUCUUCCAUUUUUUCGUGGAAGAAAGAUUCUCCUAAGAAGCGAAAACCACCAAAACCCCGGUAUGUAUUCUCUAAAGCGGGGCCUCAAGUUGCCAACGAAGAGCUCGAGGUAAAUAGUACAAGCUUAAAUGUUGACAAGGUUGCCGACGAAAAGCUCGAAGUAAAUACAUGUAACACUAGCUUGAAUGUUGACAAGGCGUACGAAGUCCUAGCGGUCGAUUGUACUUUUCAAGAGUCUAGAACUUCGCAAGAAGAAAGCAUGUGAAUUAAAUGAAAAGACAAGUAGUGGACUUGAUUAAUAAACUUGAAGAACAAAAGGAGAAAACAAAUGGCCUGGUGAUAGAGCUGAGUGAAGUAAAACAACAACUUGUCAACUUGACGUCCCGGUACAAUGACUUGGAGAAGAAAUCUUUUCCCUUAGAUCUGUUUAGAAAUUGUAAGUCUAAGGGGUUUUACGAAAUAUUUGAUGCGUUAUACAAUUUAUGUGACCCUGGUGAGAAUGGCGAAAAUAUUCGUUAUUGGCACUCAUCAUCUACAGGCCAGGAUAGAACUGUUCUUAGUGAAAAUGAUGAAUACACAGAAACAUUUCCAAAGCCUGGAAGACCAAGGUUACUGCAUCCUAAGGAGGAACUUUUUAUUACUUUGUGUAGAUUAAGACAAGGUUUCGCAGAGGAACAUCUUGCUCAUCUCUAUGGAAUAUCUCUAACUACAAUAAGCAGGAUAAUAAUAACCAGGGUCAACCUUUUAUAUUUAAGGCUUAAGGAUGUACCCAUGUGGCCCUCUAGAGAAAAGGUAAACAAACACAUGCCAGAGCAGUUUAAAGAAAAAUACCGGUAUCCCUUGACUAGAAUAACAAUAGAC
Molecule: messenger RNA, 1001 nt
Organism: Pocillopora meandrina
Lineage: Eukaryota; Metazoa; Cnidaria; Anthozoa; Scleractinia; Pocilloporidae
Source: the annotation of a GenBank genome assembly